AUGUCGGAGUCGGACGGAAAACCGGGGCAUAAGCUGUCACCGGCGGACUCCCGGGCGGUGAUGCUGGCAUUCUUCCGGGCCCUAGGCGCCGACGCGCGCCUCCCGGCCUCGGCCGAGCAGCCCGACGCCUACUCCGCGCUCGUCCGCGCCAUCCUCUCCUCGGUUGCCGUCUCCACCUCCCCGGCCCCGCGGGUCUCCUGCACCAUCACCGUCUCACACGCCGUGACCAACCUAUACAACACGCUCCACGGCGGCGCGGUGGCGGCCGUGGCCGAGGCCGUCGGGAUGGCGUGCGCGCGGGCAGCCGCCGGGGAUCGGGAGAUGUUCCUCGGCGAGCUUAGCACCGCGUACCUCGUUGCGGCGCGAUGCAAUGUGAUCUUCUUCUAA
This is a messenger RNA of Miscanthus lutarioriparius, 387 nucleotides long. The record is from the annotation of a GenBank genome assembly. NCBI's taxonomy places the organism in Eukaryota, Viridiplantae, Streptophyta, Magnoliopsida, Poales, Poaceae.